AGCAUUGGGAGUGGCUGUAUUAAGACGAUGGCUUCCUUUCUUUGACAGCGUUAAUACGAUGGAGCAUUCGACAAGCGAUUGCUCCCACAGCGUGAACAAGACCAGUUGAGGGGGUUAGCUUGCCAAAGUAGCUUGUGCUAACGCUGUCUAGCCGCUUGAUGUGUGUGUCCCCAAUUCCCCCUGUCAACCUGUCCAAACAAGGGGUGGCGGUAACGACCAUUUUGAUCUCUUUUUAAAUCAUAGACAUCCCUCCCAAGUAGCGUUACGUUAGUAUUAAACGUAAGGUGGCUGGCGACGACUUCACACGUCAAGUGCGCGAAGCAAACUCGACAACCUAUGGAUCACCGGCUGCUGUUAGCUUGCCAGUGUAACCGCACCGCAGGCAGAGCUUUGCAGGCAGAUCUCUUCAAUCAACAGUUCCUCCAGCAUUGGCAUCCAUCACUGCUGCACUGCUAAGCUUACCUUGACUUGCAUUAUUGCCCAAAACCAACCAGCAAGGAUGUCCCAGCUUCAGUUUCAGUGUCCGGGUAACCCCAUGUCUGCUGCCGCCACCCCAUUGCAUAUUGGGCAACCCCAGCCCGGCUACAGCAUCCCCUGUGCCUCAGGCACCCUGCCGUCAGAGAGUGCCAGCCAGCCCCUCAGGAGCUCAGCUCUGCCUUUGGGCUCAGCCACUCCCUUUAGCCCCACCACAGUAUCCAACAUGGCAAACCCUAAAGAGAAGACCCCCAUGUGUCUGGUGAAUGAGUUAGCCCGUUUCAACAAGAUUCAACCCGAGUAUAAGCUGCUUUGUGAACAAGGACCGGCUCACUCCAAGAUUUUCUCAGUGAGACUCACGCUGGGAGAUCAGCAUUGGGAGGCAGAGGGGACCAGCAUCAAGAAAGCCCAGCAUUCCGCUGCUGCAUCUGCCCUUGCUGAGACAACGCUCCCCAAACCCACUGUGAGGACACCCCGCAACACAGGCAAGAACCCAGCGGACUGCAUGACACACACCAUGGAGCUGAAUGCGCUAUGUAUGAAGCUUGGAAAGAAACCCAUGUAUAAACCCAUCGACCCAUACCCGGGAAUGAGACCACAAAACUUCAAUUACAACAUACGGGCUCCUGGUCCUUACCAACGCUCUAUGCAACAGUAUUACUACCCAUUCCCACCUGUGGGACCAAUGUUGUAUCACAUGGAGCUAUCUAUUGGAGGCCAGCAGUUCCACGGCAAGGGGCGCACACGCCAGCUAGCCAAACACGACGCUGCUGCUAAGGCCCUGAAAGUGCUGCAGAAAGAGCCAAUAUUACAACAGCUACCAGUGAUGAAUGGCGAACCUGAGGAGGAGAACCUCAACAAAUCGGAAAUCAGUCAAGUCUUUGAAAUUGCACUUAAGAGAAAUUUACCUGUCAACUUUGAGGUUUUGAAGGAGGCAGGCCCCCCUCACAUGAAGAGUUUUGUAGUGCGGGUCAUGGUGGGUGAGUUUACUGGACAGGGUGAGGGAAAAAGUAAAAAGAUUGCCAAGAAGCUGGCAGCAGCAGCAGUGCUGGAGGAGCUGAAGAAGCUGCCCCACAUACCCAGUGUGGAGAAGAUGCAACCACGCAUUAAAAAGAAAACCAAAUCCAUCAUUAAGCUUCAGACCAGCCCGGAGUAUGGUCAAGGCAUGAACCCCAUCAGCCGUUUGGCUCAGAUCCAGCAAGCCAAGAAGGAGAAGGAGCCAGAGUAUAGCAUGGUGACAGAGAGGGGCCUCCCACGGCGAAGGGAAUUUGUCAUGCAGGUGACAGUUUGUGGUCAGUGUGCAGAGGGCAUGGGACCUAGCAAGAAGGUUGCCAAGAGGAACGCAGCAGAGAAAAUGUUGGAGCUCUUGGGAUAUAAAGUGCCUCAGCCUCAGCUCCCCAAACCGGCACUCAAAACGGACGAGAAGGUCCCAGUAAAGAAACCUUCAGAUGGGCGAAAAGUGACCUUCUUUGAACCUGGCUGUGUGGAGGAGGUGACAAUGGGUUCCAAGGAGGAGGACUUCCGCCUGCCUUACCUCAGCCACCAGCAGCUGCCUGCAGGCAUUCUGCCCAUGAUGCCAGAGGUUGCCCAAGCAGUUGGGGCUUGCCAGGGACCCCAGGCCAAGGACUACAGUCGGGCUAUGCCCAACCCAGCCAAGGCCACAAUCACUGCCAUGAUUGCCAACGAGUUGCUUUAUGCAGGGACCUCCCUGACUGCUGAGACCAUCCUCAAGAACAAAAAUAGCCUGAGCCAAUUACCCCACGGACCCCUUACCAGACCUUCGGAGCAGCUCGGCUAUUUGGCGUCUGUGCAGGGCUUGCAGGUGGAAUAUAAAGACUUCCCCAAAAACAAUAAAAACGAAUUUGUGUCGCUGAUUAACUGCUCUUCCCAGCCACCCCUCAUCAGUCAUGGUAUUGGGAAGGAUGUAGAGUCCUGUCAUGACAUGGCUGCACUAAAUAUACUGAAGUUACUGUCAGAGUUAGACCAGCAGCCUAAUGAAAGGACAGGAAAUGGACCAAUCUCUGGGUGCGGCAAGCAAGACAUGGAAGGUGACUCACUCAUCAAACAGGCUAACUCAAGCACCUUGGCACAGACUCUGGAUGGCACUGUUUAAAUGCACAGGUUCGGUUGUGUGAAAAAGCACUAGAGAAAACUCAGACACUGUGUUCAUGGGCUGUUUUAGAAGACUGCAGAAAGCUCAAGGUACUGUAGGCUCUAAACCGUCACUGUCCAUAUUCGUUGUCCUGAAGUGUUCACAGUUAAACAAGAUCGAUAGAAAAGCGCUUCUAAUGUUGUUUAAUUGUACACAUUAUUUAUUCUUUUUUUUUUCUUUUUUUUUUGUCGCUUUGUAGAAAAUGUACUGUAGCUGCAUCCUAGUCACAAAAGGCGGCGGCGGCGGCAGGGGGGGGGUUCACUCAAAUAGGAUGAAACUGUGAACUGUGAACAAAAAAAUUCUUUUGAAUUUAAUAUUUCUCUCUUUUUAUUUCCCCCUUGACGAGACUAACUUUCUCGUUUGUAAGUGUUUUACGAUUUAACCCCCUUUUUACGAGGCGAGUCGUUUUAAGUGGAUCGUUGAAGGUCGAAGGCCCUACGGAAGUCUGGGGUGCAGCUAGCGAACCACUGUUGAUUUUCCUUGAGUGCUUUAUAUCAACAACCGCAAGGCGAAGUGUUUAUCUACAUUACCAUGUAGGGCUGGGAAGGCUUCGUGACUCAAUGUAGCGUGUGUGUGAUGUUAUUUGAUGUUGUCGCCACUGCGUGUGGUGAGGCAGUAUUAAGUCUGUUGUUGCGUACGGUCUAAGCACGAUGUGACCUCUUACCCUUGUUGCCAUGACACCCAUUGCCCUCCCUCAUGUCAUACCCCCCCCCCAUCCUCCCUCUGCUCCCCAUGGAAUGUAAGUAAAACAUGUGCUAUCACGCACAA
Lampris incognitus (smalleye Pacific opah) is the source of this 3394-nucleotide messenger RNA. It is a transcript of the gene stau1, whose product is annotated as staufen double-stranded RNA binding protein 1. Bases 500 to 2587 code for a protein of 695 amino acids. The transcript is spliced from 15 exons. Lineage: Eukaryota; Metazoa; Chordata; Actinopteri; Lampriformes; Lampridae. The record is from RefSeq and is a predicted model, not a curated record.